AGGGCCCGAUGGCAUGCUGCAGCCCAGCCCGGCUCAGCUCUGGAUGAAAUAAGGACCUUGCUGGGGGAGCAGUUCUUUGUGCAGUACAGUCCGAGGUGCAUAACGUAAUGUCCAUGCUGUACUACACUCUGAUUGUAGCUUUUUUGAUCGGCACACAGGCAGCUCCAAAGUCAGAGGACAAUGCUCCCCUGGAGUAUCCAGCAGAACACUCCCUGCUCGAUGCCCACCGGAGCAACAGGCACCACGUUCCCGAGGCAGCCCCACAGACGCCCCACGGCCACGCCGCCUGGAGCAGGAGAGAAGCCAUAAACAUCACCGUGGACCCCAAAAUCUUUCGGAAGAGGCGUUUCCGCUCCCCCCGGGUGCUGUUCAGCACGGAGCCCCCGCCCGUGGCGGGGCAAGGACAGAGUCUGGGAUUCCUCGGCGGCGCCGGUUCCCUCAACAGGACUGCCAGGACCAAGAGGUCCACGCACCCCGUGCUGCACCGGGGGGAGUUCUCGGUGUGCGACAGCGUCAGCAUGUGGGUCGGGGACAAAACCACGGCCACUGACAUUAAAGGCAAAGAGGUGACGGUGCUGGGGGAGGUCAACAUCAACAACAACGUCUUUAAGCAGUACUUUUUCGAGACCAAGUGCAGGGACCCCAAGCCGGUGUCGGGCGGGUGCCGCGGGAUCGACGCCAAGCACUGGAACUCGUACUGCACCACCACCCACACCUUCGUCAAGGCCCUGACCAUGGAGGGCAAACAGGCGGCCUGGAGGUUCAUCCGCAUCGACACGGCCUGCGUGUGUGUGCUCAGCAGGAAAUCAGGGAGACCCUGAGCGGGGAGCGACGCCCUCCAGCACCCUCCUACCCCCCUACCUCAGUCUGUAAAUUAUUUUAAGUUAUAAAGGACUGCAUGGUAUAUUUAUAGUUUAUACAGUACAGAAAGAACCUCAUUAUUUAUUAAACUCUUUUGGAAA
Manacus vitellinus (golden-collared manakin) is the source of this 962-nucleotide messenger RNA. RefSeq names its product nerve growth factor (gene NGF). Gene Ontology annotation, biological process: nerve development; regulation of neuron differentiation; negative regulation of neuron apoptotic process. The record is from RefSeq and is a predicted model, not a curated record. Lineage: Eukaryota; Metazoa; Chordata; Aves; Passeriformes; Pipridae. The coding region runs from base 108 to 821 and encodes 237 amino acids. Gene Ontology annotation, molecular function: nerve growth factor receptor binding; growth factor activity. The transcript is spliced from 2 exons.